AUGGCUCCGAAGCCAAGAAUAACACCUCGUCUUACUACAGACGCCGACGAAGAUGCCGAAAGGACUGGAUUAUCAUUAUAUGCCAGUCAAGGGCAAAGGCUUGCGAAUCCGUCUCCAUUAGCUAUGGGUGGCUUUGCGACGACUCUCCUUACCGUUUCUCUUGCUAUGAUGGGGUUUCGGGGUGUUUCGACACAGACUGUUUUCGUUGGAAACCUCUGCUUCGUCGCCUGUGUAGCUUUAUUAAUUUCAGCUCAGUGGGAGAUGGUCAGGGGCAAUACCUUCUCGUAUACAGUGUUGAGCGCAUUUGGUCUCUUUUAUGGUGGUUAUGGCGCUAUUAUGAUACCAGCCCUAGGAAUAGUCGACGCAUACGGGGGAUAUACACCUGAGUAUUAUAACGCCAUGGGAUUUUUCGUAUUAAUUUGGGCCGUCCUAGAUGUCUUCUUUUUAAUUGCUAGCGUUUCCUUCAACAUAGUAUACAUUGGAAUAUUUCUUACCGUUGAGCUCUGCUUUGCUUUAGAUGCAAGCUCCUAUUUCGCCCUUGCGGAUGGAAAUCUGGCUGCAAGUGCUGCACUCAUGAAAGCGGCUGGUGUGUUCGGAUUCCUGGCUGGGUUGUUAGGAUUCUAUACCGUCGCACAUUACAUGUUUGAGGAUGCGUUUGCUUUUCACAUACCAAUGGGCGAUACUUCUUCGAUCUUCAAAAAGUACAAAAACGCUAAGAGCAUGGAAUAGAGAGCUCUAGAUGGCCUAAGCAUAAAGCUCAGAAUCUUUAGGAAUUUCUAUGUUUAUUCUCGAGCGCGUAAAUCUAAAGGGGAGGAGACGCGA
Messenger RNA from Hypoxylon trugodes, 822 nucleotides. Its product is annotated as GPR1/FUN34/yaaH family-domain-containing protein. Gene Ontology annotation, molecular function: acetate transmembrane transporter activity. The transcript has 5 exons. Lineage: Eukaryota; Fungi; Ascomycota; Sordariomycetes; Xylariales; Hypoxylaceae. The record is from RefSeq and is a predicted model, not a curated record. The coding region runs from base 1 to 729 and encodes 242 amino acids. Gene Ontology annotation, cellular component: plasma membrane.